AUGAGUUGUCAAGUCUUUCCUUCAGCUGACACCUUCGUCCCACUGAAUUCUGACUCAUCUCCCACUCUGCCUCUGAUAAUGCAUCACAGUGCUGCAGAGUGCUUACCCGUCUCCAAUCAUGCCACUAAUGUGGUGUCUACAGCAAGCGGACUGCAUUAUUCUGUCCCUUCAUGUCAUUAUGGAAAUCAGCAGGCUGCAUAUGGGGUAAUGGCAGGUAGCCUCACCCCUUGCCUUUAUAAAUUCCCUGACCAUGCUCUGAGUGCAAGUUCAUGUGCUCUGGGGCACAGCUUUGCUCCCAUGCACCCAACCAUCCUUGGAGAUGACCCAACCACCACUGAUUUUAAGCAGGAAUUCCGCAAGAAGAACAAAUCAAUAGAAGAACCAAUAGAUAUGGAUUCUCCAGAAAUCAGGGAGCUGGAAAAGUUUGCCAAUGAAUUCAAAUUGAGAAGAAUUAAGCUGGGAUAUACGCAGACAAAUGUCGGAGAAGCUCUGGCGGCUGUGCAUGGCUCUGAGUUUAGCCAAACAACUAUUUGCCGGUUUGAAAACCUGCAGCUGAGCUUCAAGAAUGCUUGCAAAUUAAAAUCAAUCCUCACAAAGUGGCUGGAAGAAGCAGAGCAAGUGGGAGCUUUAUACAGUGAAAAGGUUGGAGUGAAUGAACGGAAAAGAAAACGCAGAACGACAAUUAGCAUUGCUGCAAAAGAAGCCCUAGAAAGCCAUUUUGCGGAACAAAGCAAGCCUUCAUCUCAGGAGAUCAUGAGGAUGGCCGAGGGGCUCAAUCUGGAGAAGGAAGUGGUGCGAGUUUGGUUCUGCAACCGAAGGCAAAGAGAAAAGAGAGUGAAGACCAGUUUACACCAGAACACCUUCAGUUCCAUUAUUAAGGAUCAUCAAGAGUGCCAAUAG
Molecule: messenger RNA, 900 nt
Organism: Pogona vitticeps (central bearded dragon)
Lineage: Eukaryota; Metazoa; Chordata; Lepidosauria; Squamata; Agamidae
Source: RefSeq, a predicted model, not a curated record